Molecule: messenger RNA, 2872 nt
Organism: Gymnodraco acuticeps
Lineage: Eukaryota; Metazoa; Chordata; Actinopteri; Perciformes; Bathydraconidae
Gene: hdx
Product: highly divergent homeobox
Biological process (GO): regulation of transcription by RNA polymerase II
Molecular function (GO): RNA polymerase II cis-regulatory region sequence-specific DNA binding; DNA-binding transcription factor activity, RNA polymerase II-specific
Source: RefSeq, a predicted model, not a curated record
CUUCGCUCAAUUGUCAGCCCUUUCCAAAUGUCAGAGCGAUGAUCUCGAGUUCCCAUUGGCUCCUGUCUGCAAACACGUCACAAUCAUGAUUAGAAUUGAUGAUCGGACGUUCUGAUUUCAUUGUCUAGCAAACGGGACUGGUGAAGAAAUCUGCUGAAUUUGAACGUCCGUCUGAUUUUGACAUCAGAAAUGCCACAUUACCCAGCAGUGUGCCAGGUACACUGAGCCACGAUGAGUACAAACAAAGUUGUGCUUAUCUAGAAACAUGGAGGUUUUGCUGUGAUCUGCAUGGCUGCCCCGUUCCCCUCCAGUAGCAGAAUGGAUGCGUGGUCACAGAGACGUGGCCUGCAGAAUAUGAACCUGCGCUCAGUUUUUACGAAUGAGCAGCAGAGGAUCCUGGAACGUUACUAUGAUAAUGGGAUGACCAAUCAGAGCAAGUCUUGCUUCCAGCUAAUACUGCAGUGUGCUCAGGAGUCCAAACUGGACUUCAGCGUGGUCCGGACAUGGGUUGGCAACAAAAGACGUAAGCUGGCCUCCAAGGUGGAACAAAAUGGAGGCAUGUCUCAUUCCUUCUCCAGUCACGGACUCACUGGGGGAUUACUCUCCAAUCACUCAUUAGCUGGAGGUUCACUGUCCAAUCACGGCCUGGCUGGCGGGGCGCUGCUUCCUGCUGAACUGGCUGCGGCGCGCAACAUCCAGAACCGCGUCCACCUUCUGCCUCCAUCCUCAUCCUUCCCUUCUUUCUCCUCGACAUCAUCCUCCUCUUCCUCUCCCCACAGCAACGGAAGCAACAACAACAACAACAACAACAAUGACGUCAUACUGACCGGGAUUUACUCUCUAAACUCUGCCCUGCCUCCCAGGCCGAGACCCUCAGCCCCGCUAUCUCAGUCAGACUCCGAACUUCCAGCAAACACAUCCACCACCUCUCUGAUCAGCCGGGCCCUUCAGAGCAGGAACAGCUCCACUUCCUCACCCCACCACUCCAAGCUAGUGUCGCUCACUCAAAACCUCCCCCUCCUCACGUCUGCCUCAGGGCCUUUAGUCUACACUGCAAUCAGGAAGGGAGCGGUAUCCCUUGUGGAGGCGGGGCUAAGUGCAGGAGCAGGGGUGGUACCUCACAGCUGGACCAGGCAGUACGGUGCAGCGCAAACCCCCCCCUGGUCCUCUUCCUCACAGUCCCAGCCUCAGCACAGACCUCACUCCAACCCCCAACCUCAACUUCGACCACCUGCCCCUCAGAAGACUCAGGUCUCCCCCCCAGUUCAAAACUGCGGCCCCUCCUCCGAACAGUCACCUCGUAUCCAGCAGGUCUUCACCCUGUCAGAAAUAAGCAAGGGAGACAAGCUCAAGCCGAGUUAUGCGUCUGCCCCGAAAAGCCCGGAGAGUCAUAGGCCGGCGCCCCACCCUCUGGACGCCAGUCCCAACUUCUCCAUCGCCAUGGAAACUGGAUAUGAAGAAGACGAGUGGCAAAGGGAAGAGGAGUUGGCAAACAUGGCCGCUCAGACACAUAUCCACAGGGAGCGGACGCCAACGAGCGGGGCCGAAGUGUCAGUUGGGAGAGGAAGAAACACCCCCCCGAUGACGAGCUCCAGACCCUCAGCGCUUCACGGCAGCUACUCUGUCACAGCACAGACCUCACCUCCAGGGGAACCCAGCGCACAGACUUCAGUCCGUGUGUCUGCUGCCCCCUGGGUUAUCAGCAACUCCAGAAAAAGAACACUGCAGGAUCGGACCCAGUUCAGUGAUGGGGAUCUCCUCCAAAUGAAGCGAUACUGGGACCGAGGCAUGACCAGCCUGGGCUCAGUGUGCAGGGAAAAGAUCACCGCCGCUGCAAACCAACUCAAUGUAGACACUGAAAUAGUCAAGACAUGGAUCAGUAACAGACGGAGGAAGUACCGUCUGAUGGGUAUAGAGAUCCCUCCACCUAAAGGGGGACCUGCUGUAUUCUCCACCGGGAACGAGUCUCCCGUGAGCCCCGACGAGGUGGGCCUCAGAACGCCUGAACUCGGAGAUGACUUGAAUGACGAGGGAUCAAUCUGCCUGUCUGAAGAUGGAACCAUCGACUCUCAUCACAGAGAAGGAGAUGAUGGUAUAGAUCUGUCUGCUGCUCCACUGGCCAAUAAUGUGAAGAUCGAGGUAAUGGAUGAGGAUGAACAUGACGAUGAUGAUGGCGGUGAUUUAGUGGCUUCAGACCUAGAGCAAAUGCAGGGCCUGUUGGAAUUCAAGCAUGAGGAAGUGCAGUUCUUAGAGAUUGAGCUAGAGAACCAAAAACAAAGAUACGACGAUCUUGCAAGCUUCACUAAGAGCCUACUCAGCGCUGUGAGGAACAAUGACCUGGAGAGACAGCAGGAACUCAUGGCCAGUCUACCUCAGCCUUCAGAACAGGACUGGGACAUGAUGGUUGAUAGAGGAGCGCAGCCUGCUGCUGAGUCAGCGGACGCAUCCUCGAACCACAACGGCUCCCCGAUGACCGGCGCGGGCAGAGUGGAGCCUCCACCCGAGAUAGCGAAAGAAGAAGUCCCAUCUUUCAUCAUAAAAAAAGACUAUACAACGACUAAAGUUACUGAGCCCUCUGCAUCAGAGGAGCGACUGCCGGAGGCGGUCACAGAACAAAAGUGACUAUGUCAUGUACAUCAGCUCACAUAGACUCAUUCAGAUGUUUCCACACUCCAUGUAGAAGCUGGUUUCAGAUUUUAUGGCCCACACGGUCUCACAUCUACAAAAACACUCAUGAAUUCAUGCUCCGCACACAGUGCCUGUGGAUCGACGCUUCACUAUGACUGUUGGGCUAACAAAUGCCUUUUUUAACGCAUAUCAUUCGCCUUGCCCUGGGUCAGUCCAGGGAGAACAAUAAAAAACCUCUAACUUA